Molecule: messenger RNA, 1063 nt
Organism: Callorhinchus milii (elephant shark)
Lineage: Eukaryota; Metazoa; Chordata; Chondrichthyes; Chimaeriformes; Callorhinchidae
Product: pro-opiomelanocortin
Exons: 2
Coding region: 38-1063 (341 amino acids)
Cellular component (GO): extracellular region
Molecular function (GO): hormone activity
Source: RefSeq, a predicted model, not a curated record
GGUGAGGGAGUGAGGGAGCAGACGAGAGGACGAGGAGAUGGAGCUGUGCGUGUGGACCCGAGUGGUGUUGCUGAUGGCUGUGCUGUGGGCUGACAGUGCAGGGGCUCAGUGUGGGGACCAAGACCCUGACUGUCACCUCAAGGGCCUGGACACCAGCCUCCUGGCCUGUAAUGAGGUGUGUAACAGAGGGCGGAGCCUGGAGGUCCCGCUGUUCCCUGGGAAUGGUCGGCUGAUGCCGGUGGCUGAGGCCCUGCGCAGUUACGUGAUGGGACAUUUCCGCUGGGACAAGUUUGGGAAGAAACGAGGGAACAGCUCGAGGUCAGCGCGGGGCGUGUGGGGGCCACGCUGGGCCUCCCGGGAGCUGCUCGGUCCACGGGAGGACAAACGAUCCUACUCCAUGGAGCACUUCCGCUGGGGGAAGCCAGUGGGCAGGAAGAGGAGACCCAUCAAGGUUUAUCCCAAUGAGGACACCUCAGCCGAGGGCCUGGGGGACGAGCUCAAACGUCAGAUCUCCGCAGAGGCCUGGGGCCCCGGAGAGGCCUGGGGCCUGGGACGGGAGAUCUGGGGCCUGGGAGACAAGGCCUGGGGCCCGGUACAGGCCCAGGGUCCCUGGGGCCCAGGUGAGGAGACCUGGGGCCCAGAAAAGGAGACUUGGGGCCCAGGACAGGAAACCUGGGUUCCGGGGCAGGAGCCUGAGCAGAAGAAGGAUGGGAAGUUGUACAAAAUGACCCACUUCAGGUGGGCUGAGGGCUCCAAGGAUGGCCUGCGUCAAGCGGGGUCUAAACAUCUGCUUCCCAUGUUCCCCAAGACCCCCGAGGCCAGCCUGCCCCAGGUGGGUGCCAACGAGGCCGAGGUGGAGGCUGAGGAUUUGGAGAAUGAGCUGGGCCCCGAGGAGAAGAAGAAUGAGGAGGAUUACAAAAUCGGCCACUUUAGGUGGGGGUCACCACUGAAAGACAAGCGCUACGGGGGCUUCAUGAACUCCUGGGACCGCAGGCCACUGCUCACCCUCUUCAGGAAUGUGAUGGGGAAGGAGGGUCCAGUUGGGAGGGGCCUGGGGCAGUGA